Messenger RNA from Klebsormidium nitens, 1438 nucleotides. Lineage: Eukaryota; Viridiplantae; Streptophyta; Klebsormidiophyceae; Klebsormidiales; Klebsormidiaceae. The record is from the annotation of a GenBank genome assembly.
UAAUUGCAUGUAGGGUUUGCAAGCUGACAAUAGAGGGCAAUGCACCAGCUAGCUAGAGCUUCAUACAGGCCAUCUUUGUUUCACUGCUUGGAAGGAAGUUUUGGAGCUCCCAGGGCGCUGGCCAUGCUCUGGAAUGGCCAGGGGUCUCUCGAGGUUUGCAGAUGUGACUCACGCGCCGCGCUCAUUCAGGACAGGGCCCAGCCAGAUGCACCGACAUCGGAAGCGAGCAUCAGCAGCAUGGGCCUGCCAAGGCAUACUAUUGCUCCUGGUCACGACACUGCUGAGCACUCUGUUGCUCUGGAGCAGAGGGAGAGGCCUUUCACGGCCUGCGACCACCUCACAGGAUGUCUUGCCCAAAGCCAGGAACAUAGGAGUGCACUCAGUGCUGACUGCAUCGCAGAACAAGACGAAUAGCAACGGAGAAGCAGGGCCGGAGUUUAGUCUGUGGUCUUCAGAGGAAGAGACAAGGAGGUGGAAGGCAUGCUACCAGCGAAGACCGGAGUGGCCAGAACCGCCCCCUCAGGAUCAGUCAAGCGGCUAUCUACAUGUGGCCUUGUCCGGGGGCCUGAACCAGAUGCGAGUUGGGCUCUGCGAUGCCGUGGUGGUUGCCCGGGUACUCAAUGCCACCCUCGUUGUUCCCCACUUCGACAAAGAUUCUUGGUGGGACGAUCACAGUAGUCUCGAAGAGGUCUUCGAUGUGGAUCACCUCAUCGAAGCCCUGCAAGCAGACGUGCGCAUCGUGAAAGCCGUUCCCGAUGCGCUCGCGACUGCCAAAGUCACCUCCAAGCUGUACCCACGGAAGUCCACGCCCCAAUUCUAUGUCGAGCACGCACUCCCCCUACUCCGGAGCAAAGGCCAGCUGGAGCUUCGCAAGUUCGACUUCAGAUUGGCGGACCGCAUCGACGAGGACCUUCAGAAGUUGCGUUGCCGCGUCAACUUCCAUGCCCUGCGCUUCACUCCAACUCUCGAAACGAUCGGCCGGCGCCUCGUUUCUGCCGUGAGCAAGGAUCGGAAACCGUUCGUCGCUCUACAUCUGCGGUUCGAGCCCGACAUGCUGGCGUUCUCCGGGUGCGACUACGGGCUGGGGGCCGAGGCUGAAGCGGAGCUGACCGCACUACGCGCCCGCUGGAAGAACCUGCCUCAAGACAUGGAUCCGGAUCAUCAGCGGAGGCACGGCCACUGUGUUUUGACGCCGGAAGAGCGUCUCGUUCCAAUUUUGCGUCUGCUUUGUCUCGUCCGUCGAGAAAAGCGGCCUCAAAACGCAUCGACCCGGACCAUAAGUGGAUGCAUGGCAGCUGCGUCACGUGUCUGGAGUAGAUUGGAAGGUCGCUCGAAGCCCUCGGUUACCCGAGCGACACUCUUGUGUACAUUGCUUCUGGCCCCAUCUUCGGAGGCGAAGUCUCCGUCAAACCCCUGCGAGAAAGGUUCCCCAACCUAG